UCUUUACUAGUCAUAAGGUCGAGAGACCAUUCGCGAUAAAAAAUUGCAUUUGCGCUUAUGCAUCGCAUUUCCAUUUUAGGGUCGAAUGUCGCCAUUUCCCAGAAAAAUUGCUAAAUAAACUGGAAAUCACCCAGCCUUUGAACUGGCUUCCACUCCGAAAUUAAACAAUCCACCGUCUUACAUCAAGUCGUGAAGAUUGUGACUGUCUUAUAGUGAAAGUAACCGCUGGUUCGGAAUAAAACCAUCUAGCAAAAUAUAUGAGAUAGUUCGAGAAAGUCCGCUCACGUAGGACCUUCUUUGAUCAGGUCAGUUUCAUUCACAGAUUGCGCAUCGUAACGGUUGGUGUUCGUGAGCAGACGCACAAGAAACAUUCGUAGUUUGCCUUGCGGGUUGAAAUAUGCUUUUAGUCAGUGUCGGUUAGUGUCGAGUAAAAUCAAACUAUGAAAUAUUGUUUGUGUUGGCUCUAGGAGUUUUCCCACUUCGAAAUCCACAAGAUUUGAAAAUUAAGAUUUUCCAACAAAUUGCUAAGAUAUCUUCACAUUGCUUUUAGUGUAACUUAGUUCCAACAAUGGGGCAUUUAUCCACAUCGGAACGGGUUGACGCCGCGAAAGUAAUCUGCAACAACGGCCAAGUAACCCAAGUGAUUUUUAGUGAUAAGAAUGGAAAGUUAAAGCUUGAUAACAGUGUCGACGGGAAAAUCGAUAUGGAUGUGAAUAAUAAUGACGUGAAAGCCGGAUCCUUGACUGCUUGCAUCAGUGAAAACGGAAAAGUGGGGAAAACCGAACUAAAUGACCCACCAGUGUCGACAUUCAUUGGACCUAAAAUUCUUGGAGUUCAGUUUCUGGCACCGCUGAAAUGGGACAAAAUCAUUAUGAUUAGUUUGCUACACUUCACAUUUUUAUAUGGAGGACUUCAAUACUCGUUCAGGAAGAGGAUCCUGGGCACUCUAUGGUCUUUGUUUAUGGGCGGAUGCGCAGGAUUCGGCGUGACGGCUGGAGCUCACAGGCUAUGGAGUCAUCGAUCGUACAAAGCCAAGCUUCCCUUGCGAGUUAUACUGAUGUUAUGUUUUUGUGCCGCUGGUCAGAAUACACUCUACGAAUGGGUUCGAGACCAUCGUGUCCAUCACAAGUUCUCCGAGACAGACGCUGAUCCACACAACUCGAAACGGGGAUUUUUCUUUGCGCAUGUUGGGUGGUUGAUGAUGCAUAAACAUCCGGAAGUUCUCCGGCGUGGUCGGCAAUUGGACAUGAGCGACAUUUUGAGUGACCCUGUUGUGCAAUUUCAUCAAAAAUACUUCAUACCCCUGAAAUUGCUGUUUUGCUUCGUGUUACCAGUCAUAGUUCCAGUAUACUUCUUCAAUGAUUCUUGGUAUUGGGCGAUGAUGACUGAGAUGGUUUUGCGGUACACAUUCAGCUUGAAUUUUACAUGGUCUGUUAACAGUGCAGCGCAUAUGUGGGGAACAAGACCAUACGACAAGCGAAUAAAACCAAGUGAAAGCAUUGCAGUUUCCAUCGUUGCUAUGGGUGAAGGCUGGCAUAACUACCAUCAUGUCUUUCCGUGGGAUUACAAGGCCGCGGAACUCGGUAACUACUCUCUGAACAUCACGACUUUGUGGAUUGACCUGUUUGCCAAAAUGGGUUGGGCGUACGAUUUGAAGCAGCCUUCUAAGGACCUUGUACGGCGCACAAUUGCAAAAUACGGUGAUGGAACUCAUCCGGAAUUUGGGCAUCACUCAAGUGAAGUACCGAUGCCCGAUCAAGCCACCGAGGAUCGAUAAGGUCCAAAGUGGACUACAGAACAUAUUUCAAGGUUUAAGUUUCUGGGUGAUCUAGGUUAUGCAUCAAACAACUAUUAACGUGUUUCUAUGAUAUAUUUAUACUCAUAUACCCUUAACAAUAGUUAAUGCUAGGAAUAAGCAAACCUUAAGUAAAUAUGUAAGUCUAGAUGCCAAGUAUGUAGGAGUUUGCUACCAAAUUAUUUAUAUUUAUGAGACAAAGUAGUUCGUAGUGCAAUGCGACUAAUACUUACCAGAAUCCAUGACUUAUGAAGGUAGAUACAUUACAUUAAAGAAUUUUAAGGAAUUGAAGUUAUAUUCAAAUGGAAGAAUGGUUUUCGUAUUAUUGCGUACCUACCGUAGAUAUACAUACACACAUGUGUUUCGUAGAAAUGAGUAGAUGUAAAAUUAAAUAAAAGACAUGUAAAAGG
This is a messenger RNA of Hermetia illucens (black soldier fly), 2205 nucleotides long. RefSeq names its product acyl-CoA Delta(11) desaturase. Gene Ontology annotation, molecular function: iron ion binding; stearoyl-CoA 9-desaturase activity. Gene Ontology annotation, cellular component: endoplasmic reticulum membrane. Gene Ontology annotation, biological process: unsaturated fatty acid biosynthetic process. Lineage: Eukaryota; Metazoa; Arthropoda; Insecta; Diptera; Stratiomyidae. The record is from RefSeq and is a predicted model, not a curated record. The transcript is spliced from 4 exons. The coding region runs from base 569 to 1777 and encodes 402 amino acids.